Messenger RNA from Fusarium musae, 966 nucleotides. RefSeq lists its product as uncharacterized. The transcript is spliced from 5 exons. The record is from RefSeq and is a predicted model, not a curated record. Bases 1 to 966 code for a protein of 321 amino acids. Lineage: Eukaryota; Fungi; Ascomycota; Sordariomycetes; Hypocreales; Nectriaceae.
AUGAAUGACAACAGGAAGACCGCAGCUACACCCUCCGACAGGUUCGGCCAUCUUUUCCAGACGGAUGCUUCCAAGCCCAAGCCCAAGGCUCCCCGGUCCAAGCCCAAGGUUGACAAGCUCGCCGAGCCAAAGACUGCACAAAAGCCAGCGAGGGCCAGUAGAACGCCGUUCAAGGCCAAAAGUCCUGUGGUGAUUGCAGACUCGGACGGUUCCGGGGAUGAAGAGACUGUGGAGGGACAGGCUGUUACGCCUGUCAGACGCCUGAUUCGCACCAAGCGUGCUGCAACACAGGACCUCACGCCUGCGACCAAACGGCUCAAGAGUAUCGAGCUCCUGGUGGAAUCAACGUUCGACGACGAGUCGGCCGGUGAAGCGAGCCCUGAGCUCACGACUCGUAGCCCUGCGCCUGUCCAGCGCCAUGCGGUUGCUUGUCGAGAGUGUAUCGACAAGUGGAGGACUAACCCUUCGUGGGUUUGCGAGAUGGCCGAGUCUGGCAAGAGGCCUUGUCUCAGUUGUGAGGCUGAUGGGGUCGAAUGCUCAGACGAUAUGCUUGAGGAAUCUCGCAUGGACGUCCAGAGAGUCCAUGAGAUGGCGCACCGCCAUCGACUGGGUCUUGCCGUGAACCCAGAAGAGUGGCGCACUGGGCUCAGCGGCGUGUUAUCGAGCCUCCAGACGUUCAACGCCUGGCAACGAGCAAGGGCAGCCUCCCUGCAAGUGAAGAGGGUCGCCGCCGAGGUAGAGCGCCACAUGAGAGAGGAGAGGGCCGAGAAUAAAGCUCUCAAGGAGUCUCUGGAAGAGGAGAAGUCCUUGAGAGAGAGGCUUGAGGGUCAGGUUAAAGCUAUGCAGACCCAGCUUAACGGCCUCCGAGCUGCUAACGAUGAGGAUGAUUGGGAGGAUGAGGUUGACGGUGAAGGUGCUGAGGGGGUUGAUGUUGGUGAGGAUCAGAAUGCUAAUAGUGCGGAGUAG